Messenger RNA from Hemibagrus wyckioides, 3710 nucleotides. It is a transcript of the gene lrrc24, whose product is annotated as leucine rich repeat containing 24. The coding region runs from base 466 to 2235 and encodes 589 amino acids. Gene Ontology annotation, molecular function: protein binding. The transcript is spliced from 5 exons. NCBI's taxonomy places the organism in Eukaryota, Metazoa, Chordata, Actinopteri, Siluriformes, Bagridae. The record is from RefSeq and is a predicted model, not a curated record.
CAAAGAAGAGAAGGGGAAACGGAAGGGCGAGAGUGCGUGAAGGAAACGAGGUGUGAAAUCCGCGGUCACCGCCGACGAGGACGCCGGAUGUCUCGCGAGCAGAAAGGACGGGAGAGUGAGAGGAGUGUGAGAGUGAGAGUGAGAGGGGUGUGAGAGUGUGUGUGUGUGAGUGGACGCGCAUCUGAACACCGACAAGUGACUGACGUUCAUUCGGUGUUUCUGAAACGUGGACACAUCGCGCGAGGUAUAUCGGCGGAGGGUGAUCUGAGCAAUCAGAGGGACAGACCUCUGGCCUUUAGGCACCAGAUGACAAUCGGUGUGAUUUUCCUACUCUGAAAUGUCCAGGCGUCCGAGCUGAAUCCACCGAGACCGGAUAAAGAACGGAAACGGCGACAACGCGACACAACACUCAGCACUCAGCACUCAGCACGACCCGCCUGACAGCCAGGCGCUGUCUGUUCUGAGAUGGCUUUCCUCUUCUACUGUCUCUCACUUCUGCUGGUGGUUCUGGUCCUAUUACCCGUACCCUGUGUCGGAUGUCCCUCUGGCUGCCGGUGCUACAGCCUGACAGUGGAGUGUGGAUCUAUUGGACUCAAAGAGAUACCACGAGGCAUUGCUCACGGAACACAGACUAUCUUCCUGCAGGAUAAUGCCAUUGGUCAGAUCCGGGCAGAGGACUUGUCUGGCUUGGGUCACCUGCACUAUCUAUACUUGCAGAAUAACAGCAUCUCAGUUCUGGAGGCCAGUGCCUUCGUGAGUCUGGGCCAACUGCUAGAGCUUGCACUCAAUGGCAACCGCCUCCAUCUGAUCUCUGCAGAUGCCUUUCGUGGUCUUGAGCACCUGCGCAUCCUCUACCUGGCAAAGAACCACAUCAACCGACUGGAGGAUUACACUUUCCGUGGACUGCAGCGUUUGCAAGAGCUGCACCUGCAGGAGAACUCGAUGGAGGUGUUAGAUGAGCAGGCUCUUAUGGGCCUGUCUUCUUUGGCUCUGCUGGACCUCAGCAAGAAUAACCUGCGCACCUUAAGUGCUGUCACUCUCAGACCUCUCAUCAGCUUGCAGGUGCUGCGCAUCACAGAUAAUCCAUGGCGUUGCGAUUGUGCUCUUCACUGGCUCCGCGGCUGGAUAAACACUGAGGGUCAGCGGUUGCUGAGCUCAGCUGAGCGGAGGCUGCUGUGCUCUGAACCACCACGUCUGUCACACCUGAGCCUGGUAGAGGUCCCAGCUAAUAGCCUGGUGUGCAUCCCACCUGCUGUACAACUUGAACCGAGGGAACUAAGUGUACGUUUGGGUGAGAGCAUCCGUGUGUCUUGUCAGGCCUCAGGUUACCCGCAGCCUCAGGUCACCUGGAGGAAGGUGUCCUAUGGUAGGGCUCAGCUAUCACCACGAGGUCUGGUGCAAGAGGAAGGGAUAGACGGGGACAGCAGGAAGCCAGUGACAGCCAAGCCUGGGGCUAAUGGAGUCAAUGUAGGAAACCAUGGACCAACAGAUGAUGGUGGGGACAGGGAGAGCUUUGAUCAAGACAUGGGCAGUGGUAUGCUGUUUCUGAGUAAUGUUACAGUGGCACACGCAGGACGCUAUGAAUGUGAGGCCUGGAAUCCUGGAGGAGUGGCACGUGUGACCUUCCACCUUGCUGUCAAUGUUUCAUCUUCAUCUUUAUCCUCAUCCUGGCCUCGUCUGCACCCUUCGUCAUCCUCCUCAUCCUCUUCGCACCACCGGCCAUCCUUGGGUGAUGUCAGCCAGGAGCCACUGUAUGAGCUUGAGAGCAUGGACUUCAGUGCCCUGGGCACAGCCACCCAAACAGCCAUUGCUGUGGGUAUCUCACUCCUGGCACUGACUGCCCUACUAUUGCUGUGCAUGAUCUACAGCCGCCAUAGGCAACGGCAGAAAGAGGAUGGUGCCUAUGGCAAGGAGGAGAGCAUCCUCUAUGUCAACGACUACUCUGACGGACCGACUACAUUUGCACAGCUUGAGGAGUACCGGGAUGAGCGUGGCCAUGAAAUGUAUGUGUUAAAUCGGGCCAAGCCUGUGCUGCCUCCACCACCUACUUCUGGCCAGCAUGGGGUACUACAGCCUAGAGAAGUGCUCCAGGGCCAAAGCACUCUGACAUCUACCAUUGGACCACGCAGAGCCCCAGCAGAGGGAAUAGAAGGUUCACCACCAGACCCUGAGGGACUAUUUAUAAACCAGAGUCUGCUUUUUGACACACAGAUUGCGUAUGAGAUCCACUGCUGAAGAAGACUAAAAGCAGAUCGAUCAGAGAAGGCACUCCAUAAGGCCAGUUAGAAAAAUGCUCUUUGUGGCUCGACGUCAGCCCGAUGGGAUCUCUGAUUAGUUUGCCUAUUUCUAUUCUAUCUUUUGAUUAAUGUUAAAUGAAAGGGAGAAGCUGAAGGUUGCAUCAAAAGGAUAACAUCCCAGGCAUACCUUGCACAGGACAAGUAGGAUACAGAAAUUUCUGUCACCUGACAUAAUGCUUUAGAAUUCAAACUCCCAACAAAUGCCUAGGGAGACAUGGUAGUACUGCUGCCUCCCAGCUCAAGGGUCCCUGGUUCAAUCCUGAGCAUGGGUUACUAUCUGCGUGGAGUCAAUGUGCAUGGCCUUCGCCUGUCCAUGCGGGAUUCCUCUGGGUUUUACAGUUUCCUAGCACCUUCCUAAAAGCAACCUGCCUCCUAGAUGGAUUGGCUGCACUAAAUUGCCCCUAGGUAUGAAUGAGUGUGUGGGCAUGGUGCUCUAUGAUGGACUGGUUGUGUAUUCUUCCCUCAAACCCAGUGUUUCUGGGAUAGUCUCCGGAUCCACUGCAGUCAUGAGCAGGAGAAAGCGCUUGCUAAAGAUGAAUGAUUCAAUUAAAAAAAAAAAAAAAAAGCCACAUAAAUACCUUCAAUGGUUAGAUGAACCUACUGAGGAGAAAACCAGCAUAUUGGACAUUUCAUUUAUUUUUCACCAAGUUGAAAAAUAGGAAAGAUGCUUGAGCAAGCUGCUAUAUUCUGACAGACACUCAUCUGUUUUUUUUAUUGUUUUUCUUUUGCAUAGUGAGUAAAAAAAGAAGCCAUUUUUUUCUAUAUAUUUUUCUUCUGUUUCAUCCAGACAGCAUGGAUAGUUUUAUCAUCUAUUCUAACUGCCUAUUCACUGUCUUUAUAUUUUGAGAGCCUUUUAUUUGUACCUACAAAUGAUUUUGAUGCACAUUUAGUGGUGCAUAAGAAGACCAGUGAGUCACCUAGACUGAGACAGAGUGAAGUUAUGUCUGUAUUUGUGAUAGCCAACAAUCUAAUAAAUUUAUUGUCUUUAAUUAGGUUGCUCUCUCUCUCUCUCUCUCUCUCUCUCUCAUGCUUUUGACCUCUGUUUAAAUAACACUGUGAAAAGAAAAGUUCUAGUCACUAGAUUUCCUGAUCAAUUACCAACAUCUCUAUAAUUGCAUUGUGCUCUGUUUGUCUCCAGACAGCAUUUUGUAUGACAUUAUAAUAUUGUUCUCUGGAGUGUAGGGUAUUUUUUUUUGUUCUUAAAUCUUGCCAGGUUUGUACAGAAACAGCCUAGUAAUUACUUCAGGGUAAAAAAAAAAAAAACACUCAUCACAGCUGGUCACAGCAUCUGAAGGUGUUCAACUUAAGCUCAAUAAAAUAAUUUGGAACAGUAUGUAUUUUUUUGUUUGUCAAAUGUCCAAUAAAUGUGACGUUAUGUUUAUCUAAAUAAAUAAAAUCUGUUUUUUGGUCCAA